AAUUUGGUGACACUGGUCUCUAAGCGUACUCACUAGAAAUCACGUUUUGCAGCCCGCGGGAAAGUGAUUAUUGACCGUGUUUUUUAUACUUAAAAAAUAACUGUGUUAUUAAUUAAUACUAAUUUAUAUAGCGUAGUUUCUCUCCAAGAUGAGCAGUUUCUAUUCUCCUAUGAAAUGUAUAUCUCCCAAUGCAAGAAUUUUAACACCAAAGCCUCAGGUGCAACAGCUCUUGGAUUUGAGGCUAACACAAAACAAAGCUCGUGAUAGUAUUACAUGGUUUUGUGUUAAUAUAUUGUUACUGAGUAUUGUGUUGUAUGAUGUAAUGUGUGAUGGAACUGUAUACAAGCCAAUUUACUGGCUCGAGUGGUGUUUAGCAUCUAUACUUACAAUAAAUGCUUUCUAUCAUAUUAUGAGAUAUAUAUGGGCCACCAUGAGAUUGCAACCAAUUGUACUGAAACCUAAACAGAAGCGACUUUUAGGAGUUUCAGAGGAUGAGCCCUUGUUUAAAAAUGAAGUGGUUCAGCAGCAGAAGUCUUCAGAGACAAGUCCCUCGCUAAAUUUAUCCUGUAUAAAUCUCAGACGCACAAUACCUCUUGCAUCUUCAGUUUUGAGUGAAAUUAGUAUGCAAAAGGAUUACUCGACGUCAUCAGUUUUUAAGUACAACAGUCCUGUAUCUCCUAAAUCACCUGUAAGCUCUAAUGGAUCACUUAGUAAAUCUAUGAGCAUAUCUUUGAAUGGUAGUCUUACAAAUGAAGACCUUAUUCGAGAUGAAUGUGAACUGGAAAGUUACCUUGAAGAGGUUGAACAGCAAAGAAAAUGUAUGCUGCCCACAAAUGUCGAUCAGCCUUCAAAUCUUUUAAGUUCCUUCUGGUCUCAUCCUGCUGUUCGAAGACCUGGUGAAGUAUCACCAUUGUUAAGAAGAUGUGCUUAUCAACUUGCACCUACUAUAGAUAAAACAAAGGCAACUAGUCCUGGUGCUGAAGAGGGUAGUUCUCCUAGAGGCACAUUUGGUGCAAUGAAUGUAUGGAGAAAAUACAGAAUUGAUCAGAAAAAGGUUGACGAAUGGAUUGCCUUUCUUCGCAUGUGGAUUAGCAGAACAAUCGUGGAACGUGUAGCUUUGGAGAUAGAUAAUAUAUGCGUGGCAUUAAUACGCCAUGGUCUAAGCGACUCGCAACCAGGACACGUGGGACUGGAUAGACUCAGGAAGCUCGCACAAGCACCGUUCUUGGUCUCCGCGAUUCCUACUCUGCCAACGUUAGUUCCCUUCUUGGAACUCUGUAACAACCAAGAAUAUCUUGUGAAAAGAAUAAAGACACUUGCUAAUGGAGGAUGUAUGAGCGAAUUUAAGUGGAAUGGAGGGGGUUCUCAUAACGGCAAGGAAUGGGACUCUAGUUUGCCGACUGAUUCUGCGAUAAUAAUGCAUUUGAUCUCGACAUAUAUGGACACGCAAUUGGAAGCACCGUUGGAUCAACCAGACGCUAGACCGUUCACUUCAAGAUACAUGGCGAGAUCUGGAAUGGAAUUGCCGCGAAACAAAGGUCCGAUCAUUGUCUGUCAGUCUGUGAAUCCUCCGCAUUACAAUCUUGCAUUGUCCGGUGAUUCACUUUUGAGCGAUUACGAAGAAAUACAACGGGGACGUAAUAAUCUGUUCCAUACGCUCUUACUUUUCCUAUACAUAGUCAAAACACGAGAUCACGGUAUGCUAGGCAGAGUUAAUGCCGGAACAUCCGGCAUCAAUAUACUGUGGGUGAUAGAUGGCUAAAAAAAGUCUUAUCCUACUUAGAGAAAAAAUAAAAUGUAAUUGACUUCCUGAUAAAAUGCGAUUGACAUCCUGAACGCCCAGGAUUACUCUUAAUGCGAUACCUUGACUGAUCUUUUGUAUCUUUGAUAUGUACCGUUCGUCGAUUUAACAAUUGCAGUCAAGAAAAACAUUAAGAGCCGUGGCACACAAAAAAACAAACAGUAAGAAAAUUGACCAAUUACAAUCGAUUAUUCUCGGACCAUAAGAAGAAUCAUCAACUGUUGGUCAAUUUAUUUACUGUUUAAGUUGUUCUGUGUAUUCCUGGCCUUAUAGAUAGAUAGGUUUAUUUAUACGGAGAAAAGAUGCGGAAACUGCGUUAUGCAACGAAUACUCGAAUAAGUGUCAUGAACUUUUUUAUUCAUAUAUUUGCGGUUAUGUACAAAGAGAUCGGAAAUUAUGGAUUCAUGACGGUUAUAAAUUUUUCACUUGCGAGAAAACUAUCAGCACAUAUAACUUUUUGUAUAUAUAUAUGAUGCGUACGUCCGCUUUUCGAGACUGAUGAGAACUGUUAUCAACAAUGGUUGUAUUGUAAAAUAUAUAUAUGUAUUAUAUGUACUUGGUAUGUAUGUAUACCAUUUUUAUACAUUAUCAAGAUGAAAAACACACAUCCCGGUGGUAACCUCCGGUAAUAACUUUGCAAGCUCGUAAGUGUGGAAAAUAAUACACAGCAGUCAGACAUUCUGUUCUGUUCUAUGUGGCAUCAGACAUUCAAGUUCUCGCGUUUAUAUCGCUGUAUUACAAAAUGAUAUCAGACAUUCAAGGUCUCGAUUAUAUCAGUGUACUACAAGAUCACAUUCGGAUAAUUUGAUCAUUACCUCAAUCAUUUUACACAUAUUGUAAGAUAUUGCAUUUCUUCUCACGUCCAACUACACAGAAAGAAAAUGUGAGAUGUGUUGAAAUCUCCAAGUGUCAUCACCAUUAUUGCCGUCAUUGAGACACAUAUCCGAUAUAAAAAGAAAAGUAAGUUUUUCAUCACGAGGUUCUAUAAUUUAUUGUAUUAUCUUUGGGUUAUAAUGCAUUGUAAAAUUACAAAUGAUUCCUUUCUCUCGCAAAUGGAACCGAUGUGUAUGUACAAUAAGUUGAUACAAUAAAGUUUGAUAAACUCAAAUACCGUGAACCACCGACAUAUAAGAUUAGAAUGAAUAUUUAUGCAACAGAAUCUAAAUACGAAAUCAUACCUUGCUAUAUAUUGUAACAAUGUUUAUGUUAAACAUCUAUACAUUUAACUGAUAGUCAUAAUAAUCUUAAAAACUGUUACACAUAGCGCAGUAAAUCAUUAUUGCAAUUGCGGGUAGUCCAGGAUUAGCUUAAUUUUUAAAUUUACUAUAUUCGGACUUUUUUGCGGGAUCUUUGCACGUAUUAUAUAUUAUUUGUUCAGCAGAAAAAGAUUGAGAAGUCAGUAGCUCUUUAUAUGUGCAAGCAUAUAAGAGUAAACAAUAGUCCCUGGAUAUAAAUUAAACCCAGGAUGUCGAUGUUGCAAUAUCACUUAAUACAUUCUUCAUGCAAGAUUAAAAAUUAAAGCAAUAAGCACAUUAUUUUUUUUUUCUUGUUUUUUGGAAUGGGAAUACCAAUCAUGAUAAUUCUUUAUAAUGUCAGAUUCUUGAAUCAUUCAUAUUAUUACUCCAUGUUGUAAGUAAGGUACGACCUUGCGUGUGGCAAAAUUUAUAUAUAUAAAAAAAGACAAUAAGCAAUGACGUUAAUAGAUUUAUGGCUCUCAGUAGAUUCGCGAACGUACCUCUCGCACUGGAUGUCCGUUAAAGUGGAGAAAAAAGAAAAGAAUGGAAGAACAAAA
This is a messenger RNA of Odontomachus brunneus, 3593 nucleotides long. Its product is annotated as transmembrane protein 209. The transcript is spliced from 8 exons. NCBI's taxonomy places the organism in Eukaryota, Metazoa, Arthropoda, Insecta, Hymenoptera, Formicidae. The coding region runs from base 149 to 1762 and encodes 537 amino acids. Gene Ontology annotation, cellular component: membrane. The record is from RefSeq and is a predicted model, not a curated record.